AUGGCGCCCACGCGCCCCUCAAAUAGCGCAAAAGGCAAAGGGAAAUCACCCAGCCCCUUAAAAAAGUCCUCAAGGUCCUCAAAGCCCACCAAACCCGGCGCAGCGCCCACCGGCAUCUCAAAGCGCAAGUCUAAAAAUCUCUCGCUCGCCAAGCCUGGCGGAGCGCAAAAGACAAAGUCCAAAUCUAAACUCACCGACGGCAAGAGAAAGAAGCGUGUAUACUCCGAGGCCGAGCUCGAUAUCCCAAAACUGAAUGGGAUUGUUCCCGCCGGAAUCGCAAAGCCGAAAGGUCAGAAGAAAGGCAAGAAGUUUGUGGAUGAUGCGGAGAGUAUGAUGGCGAUUAUGAGUAUGGUGAAUGCGGAGAAGGAGGGGCAUAUUGAGAGUAAAAUUAUGAAGGCUAGGCAGUGGGAGGAGGUGCGGGAAGCGAAGAGGAAGGAGAUGGAGAAGCGAAGUGAAGUUAAGAAGGCGCAAUUUGAGGUGACUAAGCAGAGUUUGAAGAAGAAGCGGAAG
Messenger RNA from Lindgomyces ingoldianus, 510 nucleotides. RefSeq lists its product as uncharacterized. The transcript has 2 exons. Gene Ontology annotation, cellular component: preribosome, large subunit precursor; nucleolus. Gene Ontology annotation, biological process: ribosomal large subunit biogenesis; intracellular mRNA localization. Gene Ontology annotation, molecular function: mRNA binding. The record is from RefSeq and is a predicted model, not a curated record. The annotation marks the transcript as partial. Lineage: Eukaryota; Fungi; Ascomycota; Dothideomycetes; Pleosporales; Lindgomycetaceae.